This is a messenger RNA of Argiope bruennichi, 525 nucleotides long. Its product is annotated as small nuclear ribonucleoprotein Sm D3-like. Gene Ontology annotation, molecular function: RNA binding. Gene Ontology annotation, cellular component: U12-type spliceosomal complex; catalytic step 2 spliceosome; U5 snRNP. NCBI's taxonomy places the organism in Eukaryota, Metazoa, Arthropoda, Arachnida, Araneae, Araneidae. Gene Ontology annotation, biological process: RNA processing; spliceosomal snRNP assembly. The record is from RefSeq and is a predicted model, not a curated record. Bases 58 to 426 code for a protein of 122 amino acids. The transcript has 2 exons.
UAAUUUAAAAGUGUAUGAUUCUUAUUGAAUUUUUCUGUCUGAAAGCUAAUUAUUAACAUGUCUCUCGGGGUACCAGUUAAAGUACUACAUGAAGCAGAAGGACACAUAGUUUCUUUGGAAACUAAUACUGGCGAGGUGUAUCGCGGUAAACUGGUGGAAGCCGAAGAUAAUAUGAACUGCCAAAUGUCUGAUGUUAUAGUUACAUAUAGGGACGGACAAGUUGGUAAAUUAGAAAAUGUUUACAUUAGAGGUAGUAAAAUCAGAUUCUUAAUUUUACCAGACAUGUUGAAAAAUGCACCUAUGUUCAAAAAGACUGGAUCCAGAAUCGGUGUUGCAAGUAGCAAUCGUGGGAAGUCCGCAAUUCUUCGAGCACAAGCUGCUCGAGGACGUGGACGUGCUAGAACACUCUUUCAACGAUCUAAAUGAACUUUUCAUCAUUUGGUUGCCAUGUGCAUCAUCCAACCUUUUUUUCAAACCACUCUAUUUAAAUGCUGUGAUUACUCUAUUGUUUAUAAUCUACAAAUA